This is a messenger RNA of Mesorhabditis belari, 399 nucleotides long. NCBI's taxonomy places the organism in Eukaryota, Metazoa, Nematoda, Chromadorea, Rhabditida, Rhabditidae. The record is from the annotation of a GenBank genome assembly.
AUGCGGCUUUUCUUCCGAUAUCUUUUCCCCUUAUUCAGUCUUCCUUUCUUAGAUGGAUGUAUUCGAACGGUACCAACACCAACCCCCGGAAACCCUUGUCAACAGUGUACAGUCGGUCAAGUGACUUUCACUCCAGCUUCACCCGAUCGACUCGGCUCAAUCGACGCCACGCACACCAAUCCAACAAUCGGUGGUGAUGGUUGCUUACAUAUGGUAGCUGAAUGUAUCGGUGAUGAGGGAUUCACUUCUUUUAUGCAGUUUAACAUAAAUCAAGGAGGACCUGUGGAAAAUAAUCCGGCGAAACGAGUCGUCGAAGCGCCUUUAGACUGCAGGAAUGGACAAUGGUUCUACAUGAAUCGACAAGUGAAUGAAGUGAACUGUCAAGAGGCAGGGAAUGGG